UCAAAGACUACUAAGCUCGGCUAAAAUUUAAACAUUUUUUUGUUAUAAUUCUAUUAAUAAUUCUUAAUAAUGACCGCUGAAACCCUUAUGCCAGAGAGGAAACGAUGUUUGCUGCUAUAUUUCAUCACUGGUCUGGUUAUUGGCGCCCUGCUAGCCGUAGUCGUUUCUUUUUGGUCUCCAUAUUGCCGCGAACUCAUCAAAUCUAAUACACGCUAUAGGCAGAGUCACUUGAUUGCGGUGACAAACAAUAAUAAAAAUAUACCGACAGACCUGAGUCAAACGAUACGUGUGCUUUGCUGGAUCGUGUCAAAUGGAAAGCAUCAGAAAUCAAGAGCACAGCAUGUUAAACGUACAUGGGGACGACGCUGCAAUAAGCUAAUCUUUGUGAGCUGGCAGAAUGAUCAAGAAUUGGGAAUUAAGCCGGAAGACUCAGGAAAUUCAUGGUCCAAAACACAGGCGGCGCUUAAGUAUAUAUACGCAAACCAUUUGGACGAAGCGGAUUGGUUCUUUAGGGCGGAUGAUCAGACUUAUGCAAUUAUGGAAAAUAUGCGAUACUUUCUUUAUAACUAUUCGCCGGAGACGCCUAUAUAUUUUGGGCACAAAGUAAAGGAUCACAUUUCCGCUAAUGCUGGCUAUGUGCUUAGUAAAGCGGCGCUCCGGCGUUUUGUCGAAAAAGCUUUACCAAAUGACAAGCUUUGCAUUCGGAACAGCACCCGUACAGAAUCCAUAGAGCUGAGUGAAUGCCUGGAGAACGUUGGUGUAAUACUUGGCGACUCACGUGAUCGGCACGGUUGCGCCCGUUUUGUACCGUUUCGUCUUAAUAAAUACCUAACGUCUUGGCGUAGGGAUUACACCAUCUUCAAAAGCGCAGAGGACUUGACUUGCUGCUCGCAGCCAGUCAUUGCCUACAAUUUCGUCAUGCCGUAUAAAAUGUAUUUACUGGAUCACUUCAUAUAUCACAUGAGAACCAACAACACAGCAAUUGCACCAAUAUCACUGCCGUUACGUUGAAAUAAGAAGAAGGCGAAAACAGACGCUUCAGUUGCGUCAGAUGUAGUGUAGGGAUCGCUAACGUUUUUUGCUGAAAUUUCUGAAACUAAUUAUGACUAAAAAAGGAAAAAAUCGGCAAAGCUGCAAAUUAUCGAAAAAUUUAUGCUAAAUAGUUGAUAUACGCCUAAUUGUUAGUUAAACUUGUAAAAAAAUAUUUAUUAAAAUUUGAUUUUAUAUACUUUUAUCUAAAAAA
This is a messenger RNA of Bactrocera dorsalis (oriental fruit fly), 1243 nucleotides long. RefSeq names its product glycoprotein-N-acetylgalactosamine 3-beta-galactosyltransferase 1. Gene Ontology annotation, cellular component: membrane. The record is from RefSeq and is a predicted model, not a curated record. NCBI's taxonomy places the organism in Eukaryota, Metazoa, Arthropoda, Insecta, Diptera, Tephritidae. Gene Ontology annotation, molecular function: N-acetylgalactosaminide beta-1,3-galactosyltransferase activity. The transcript is spliced from 4 exons. Bases 70 to 1011 code for a protein of 313 amino acids.